AUGGCUGAGCGGCUUUCUUGUCUCCUCCCUCGCUUGAUGUCAGAAGAACAAGGGGCAUUCCAAAAGGGCAAUAUAAUUUCAGCAAACAUUGGCUUGGCAUCGGAGCUGGCAAACUUGUUACACACCUCUGUUAGGGGCGGUGGUAUGGGGAUCAAGGUGGAUGUGCAAAAGGCCUACGACACGUUGUCAUGGAACUUCCUCUUUGCGGUGUUGAAGAAGUUUGGCUUCUCAAAUGUAUGGUUGAGCUGGAAUCAUGAGAUUUUGAUUUCUUCUAGAAUUUCUAUUUUGUUUAAUGGUGGUCCAGUUGGCUUCUUCGGUGUGGAGCGGGGUUUGAGGCAAGAAGAUCCAAUUUCCCCUAUGCUAUUCAUCUUAGCAGAGGAAGUUCUAUGUAGGGGUUUGAAUGGUUUAUUGAAGGAGGGGGAAAAUAAAGGCUCUCCUUGGGCCGAAAGGGGCUAUGGUUCCUAG
This is a messenger RNA of Macadamia integrifolia, 465 nucleotides long. RefSeq names its product secreted RxLR effector protein 78-like. Bases 1 to 465 code for a protein of 154 amino acids. The transcript has a single exon. NCBI's taxonomy places the organism in Eukaryota, Viridiplantae, Streptophyta, Magnoliopsida, Proteales, Proteaceae. The record is from RefSeq and is a predicted model, not a curated record.